GCCUAUCGCGGAUGUACGAUAUAUAUAUGUAACGAUUCGCGCGCCUCGGGCUUAUAGACGACCUCAGUCAGCGAUUUCGAUCUCUCCCUCUAUACAUGCAAAUCGUACGUAUGUACACGCUGGACUGAUAUUAUAAUAGUCCUCGAGGGCUAUUUCACCUACAUACGUAUACGAUACGCAAAAUGUACUAUGUGCUCGAUGUGUCGUGAGUGUGUGGCACAGGUAGGUGUACAUACAGCAACGUUGAAUAUCGAUUCCCUUAGACAGUUAGCCCCCGCGCAGUGCACAGAGCUCCGCGAGCCUUACACAUUGGUCGCUGCUGCUGCUGCUGUUGCUGGCAGGGUAGUAAUAAUACAACGAUAUAAAGCUUAGCACACCGUGCAUGGCAGGAGUAUAAGUCGCGCCGUCAUGACGACUUGUUGCCGCAACUACCACCACCACCACCACCAUUACCAUCACCUUAACGGAGGAUAUAAUUUUUACAACGAUACGAGCAGUGAUGAUGCAUCAUCAUCCUCCUCGUGCCGAUCGUUAUCGACGCCGUUUUUACUGCCCCGCGCUUGAAUCGUCGCUCCUCGUCCUGGUCGCGCUCGCGGCGCUGCGGAUCGGCUCGCCCGUGGCCGACGCCAAGAUACUGUCCGGCCACUUGACCACUUACCAAAACUGGGCUUUCUUGGCGCGAUUCUGCUUCCUCUCGGAGAAGGGCCGAUUCCAGUACGACUUCAUCAUCCACAACAAGUACACCGAGGCGAAUCUGCUGCUCUACUACGACUCGCCGCAGCAGUGGCCCGCCGUCUAUCCGUCCAACAAGACGUGCCUCGAGCGCGAGUCGGUGCUGAGACGCGACCUCGGCCAGAUCGUGUCGCUGUCGCCGCACACGAGCUACACCCAGAUCUCCGGCUGCUACUUCACCCAUGGGACCGAUCCUGCCACGGGCAAGAACGAGAGCGAGGCCGCGGUGCGCUGCAGCAGCUAUCGGGAGUUCAGAUCGGCCAGGCCGAGAUGGUGGUUCAUCGCCCUCUCCGACUGUCACUCGGAUCUCGGCCUCAACGUGUCCUACUGGAUAUCGCUGACCAACGCGGAGCCCGGCAACUUUUGGCGCGAGCAUUUUUCCGCCGAUGAGUUCUACAUUCUUCCCGAGCUCAUAGUGGGCUCGGCCUUCUACGUGGUGCUGUUCGGCCUCAGCAUCUACGUCGCGGCCCAGCUGAAGACCAGGCGGCUGCUGCACGUCACCUACAAGCUGUUCAUGAUGUCCCUGCUGACCCAGCUCUGGGGUCUGCUCUUUCAGGUCUACAGUUACGUCACCCGGGCGCUCUACGGAUACGAUCUGCACGGCUUUCAUCUGGCCGGAAAUCUCCUGGAGGCCGUCUCGGAGACGUGCUUCACGAGCCUGCUGUUGCUCAUGUCGCUCGGCUACACCGUCACCAAGAGCGUGCUCACCCCCGUGCAGAGCUGGCGACUCAGCCUCUUCAUCGGUCUCACCGUUUCGCUCCAGCUUCUGCUGUUCAUAUAUCAAGCGGAGGCCUUCGAUCCUGGUCUGGUGCUCUAUCUGUACGAGUCGCCGCCUGGUUACGGACUCAUUGCUCUGAGAAUAUGGGCUUGGGUGGUGUUUGUCGCCUGCUGCUACAAGACCAGCAAAGCUGCAGCAGCCAAAUUCCAUUUCUACGGUUCUCUUCUGUCGCUGGGCUCUGCCUGGUUUUUAUGUCAGCCUCUAGUGGUAAUCACUAUGACAUUCUUUGUUGACAAGUGGGUUCGGGAAAGUGUUGUUAAAGGUUUUUCAUUGUGGGUUGUGUUUGUUGGUCACUGCAUGUUUCUUUAUGUAACAAGACCAUCGACAGCAAACAGCAAUUUUCCAUUUCAUAUAAGAACAUUUCAAGUUGUUCCAAUUGCAGGAGAAGGUCAAGGCAAUAGUUAUGAGCCUAAUGGUAGAUCACCUCACAUAGUCAUGAGGUACUUUACUGUAACAAAUUCACAACCUAUGGUUUCAACUAUUACGUAAAUGUGUAAAAUAGGAAAAUUCAUGUAAAAAGCUAGUCAAAUUUUACAACUUGUAAAUAUAUAUUUCUUGCAUACUGAA
Trichogramma pretiosum is the source of this 2077-nucleotide messenger RNA. Its product is annotated as transmembrane protein 145-like. The record is from RefSeq and is a predicted model, not a curated record. Bases 500 to 1999 code for a protein of 499 amino acids. NCBI's taxonomy places the organism in Eukaryota, Metazoa, Arthropoda, Insecta, Hymenoptera, Trichogrammatidae. The transcript has 4 exons. Gene Ontology annotation, biological process: G protein-coupled receptor signaling pathway; response to pheromone.